AUGCAAGCAACCCAAGAUGAUGAACAGGGAGAUGAUAACUGCCAAGUUCUUCGAGUCUUGGCUCUUCACGGCAGUGGAGGCAGUGCCGAUGAAUUCACCAGUCGAUUGGAGAAUUAUCGACUAGCCUUGAAAGAAGACUACCACACAGAGCUCCAAGUCGUUGCCAUGGACGCUCCAUUUCCCAAAGAGGGGGGAUACUCGUGGUGGACCAUGCCACCAGGAGAGCGAUCUUUUAAUGCUAUGGAGUAUCUUGGAUUUGACAAAAGUGCCGAACUGGUAUCAUCCGCAAUAUUUCAAGAGCAACCGGCAACGUUUGACAUCAUCUAUGCUCACUCCCAAGGAGCCAUACUCACCGCAGCAUUGCUCGCACUACAACGAUUUCCAGAACAUCCUACACGAGGAUAUAUAUUGAAUGGAGUGGCAUGGCCCAAUCCAUACUCAGAGCAGCUGGAAUCUGUUUCAUUUGUCAAUGAUCAAACCAACAACGAAACGAAACCCAGAAUACUCAUUUGCACAGGAGAAAAUGAUAGAAUCAACCCACCAGAUACCCAACAAAGAGUCAAGGUGGCACUGGAACAAGCGGGGGCUAGAGUAGAGCAGAUUUCACAUCCCGGUGGGCACAGCAUUCCAGUACAAAGAGACGAAACACUUGACAAACUUCUUGGUUGGAUCAUGCAACCGCAGCCGCAGAGCUAG
This is a messenger RNA of Seminavis robusta, 696 nucleotides long. NCBI's taxonomy places the organism in Eukaryota, Bacillariophyta, Bacillariophyceae, Naviculales, Naviculaceae. The record is from the annotation of a GenBank genome assembly.